AUGCCGGAGCAGAGCAACGACUAUCGCGUGGUGGUGUUUGGGGCAGGGGGAGUGGGGAAGAGCUCCCUGGUCCUCCGCUUCGUGAAGGGCACUUUCAGGGACACCUACAUCCCGACAGUGGAGGACACCUACCGCCAGGUGAUCAGCUGUGACAAGAGCGUGUGCACCCUCCAGAUCACCGAUACCACAGGGAGCCAUCAGUUCCCGGCCAUGCAGCGCCUGUCCAUCUCGAAAGGCCAUGCCUUCAUUCUGGUCUACUCCAUCACCAGCAAACAGUCCCUGGAGGAGCUCAAACCCAUCUAUCAACAGGCGAGUAUGGAGAGUGAUUGUCUGCCUGGAUGUGUGUGUGUGUUUUGAUUGUGGAAAUCUAUGUAGGUGUUAACACAUCGAUAUGUUUCGUUCAAGUGUUUCAACCAUAGACUGUAUAAACUAUAGACAACUUGGUUCUGCCUUCCGCCAGUAGAUGGACUUAAAGCCGAAAAGCUCUUGGUAAUUCCGCAUUUAUUCUCCACUUCCUAAAACCAACAUUGCGCGGUAGCAUUGUAUGCAUUCGGUUGGAGAGUCGCCGAGAGUCGCUGUGAUGACGCUCAGCUCAAACAGUGUAUCCCCCGGGUGAGCGACGCAAUCUUCGUACACCGAUAGGCUGUAUCAAGUGUCAAUCAUAGAAAACAUGAACCCCUAAUAACUUUUAAAAACGGAGCUUCACAGAAAAAAAAUGACUUGAGCACAAACUAGUCUUACAAUAACUACAUGUCAACAUCGCAACCAAGGGGGAGAAAAAUUAUAUUCUGUGUAAUAAAUUUCUAAAGUUUGUCCAUAGUCCCAUAAGGAUUGCUGGCAAAAGCGGGAUUUAUGGCCUAUACUGCAGCCUGUCACCAGAGGGUGCUGUUCUCAGAGUGGCUUUACCCUAGCCUGGCUGGGCCAUCCAGUUGCGUGAAUCACUUGCCGUUCCUUCCCACAACAGUCUGGACUUCGGCCAAUUGAAAGCGAGUAUUAGAAAUCAGAAAACAACCGAGCCAAUCAGUGACUGUGUUUCCACUGUUCCCCCGACAACAGGGAAAGGCAGCCCCUGAUUGGUCCAUGUGUAGAUGUGACGUCUAACACAUGCCACGGGACUUUCCAAAGCGCCGUUCAUUCAGAACGCCAUUAAUUCUGCAGUUGACUUUGCAAAGUCGGCGGAAAUCGUUUAUAUCCGCAGAAGAAGACGCAAAAGACAUUGUGUGCUCGCACACGUUGAAAUAUUACCAAACCUUUAACUGAUGCUCGAGAGCCCAGCAGGGAACACAGUUGCGCACUGUGAUGACGUCAGAUGCUUGGUUACGGUGAUUGGUUACAGUAGUCUGUCUAUCAAGGAAAGUACUCCCGCCCACUUUUAGGUCUCCCAAUUGGCCGAAGUCCAGACUGUUGUGGGAAGGAAUGGCAAGUGAUUCACGCAACUGGAUGGCCCAGCCAGGCUAGCUUUACCCAGCGAGGAGGCAGACGGCGUCCAUUCCAUAUACAGUCUAUGGUUUCAAUAGGUCUACUCUUCAUGUAGUAAGACAAAACUGUCUUUAAGUUACUGUACGCUGAAGGCUUUUGAUCAAGACCAAAACAAUCCUACUUUAAAUAAAGAGUAUAUAAAAAAGCACUCAGUAUGUUGUGUCAAUACAUGAAGUAGUGGUCUGUAAAGUGGUAACAAUGUUAACCAGCCAGAACACAAUAACCAUCCCCAUUAUUCUUGCAGGUUUUGGCCAUAAAGGGUAACGUCGAGGCCAUCCCUAUCAUGCUUGUGGGCAACAAGAGCGAUGAGACUCUACGGGAGGUAGAGACCAAGGACGGGGAAGCCCAGGCCAACCAGUGGAAGUGCGCCUUCAUGGAAACGUCCGCCAAGACCAACCACAACGUCACCGAGCUCUUCCAGGAGCUCCUCAAUCUGGACAAGAAGAGGAACAUGAGCCUCAACAUCGACGGCAAGCGCUCAGGGAAGCAGUCCCGCGCCGAGAGACUGAAGGGCAAAUGCAGCGUGAUGUAA
Molecule: messenger RNA, 2011 nt
Organism: Xyrichtys novacula (pearly razorfish)
Lineage: Eukaryota; Metazoa; Chordata; Actinopteri; Labriformes; Labridae
Source: the annotation of a GenBank genome assembly